UUGGGACCUGGUCCAAGACUCCUCACAGAAACACAGGAAAUGACAUUUCCUACAUUCUGCAGGACACACAGACAGAGAGAGAGGGAGACAGAGACAGAGAGAGGGGGGAGAGAGAGAGAGCACUGGGAGAGUGAGUGGGAGUUUCUAAGUGGGAACAGAACAUUUACUGUUUCAUAUUACACAAAAGUUGGGAAAGAGGAGAAGAGUCAAUGGUGGAUAAGGGUUCUGUUGGGUCGUCGUAGUCAGACUCUAUCUUGAAUGUAGCUGCUUGUUAAAGUGCUGUGCAGUCGUCUGGGUUUAUGGAUUCGCUGACUGUGGAAAAUGUACUUCUCUAUAGUGGUCCUUGUCCUGACUAAGGCUCUGGUCACAGAGGUAUGUCACGCCCUGAAUGUGACCGUGACCCCUGGACCUAUUGUCAUGGUAACAGAGAAAGACAACUUGACUCUGUCCUGCCUGGUAUCUCAGAGGAAGAGGAGCAACAGUGUUCUCAUCCUGCGCUGGUUCUUCUCUCCUCCUGCUGCUCCCACUCCCAUCCCUCCUCCUCCUCCCUCCUUGUCUCCCUCUCCACCUGCCACCGAGUCCUCUCAGUUUCUCAUCGUGAAGAUGGGUAUCAAGAAGAUGAAGCUGUACGGUAACUACACCCGUCGUUUCCCGUCACCAAAGUUCCGCUUGUAUGAGGACACAGAGGGAGAGCGCUACCGGCUGCAGAUGUUCAGUGCGACGGGGACAGACCAGGGUUUCUACACCUGCAGAGUGCAGGAGAUCCGCAAACACAGGAACACAUGGAGAGCAUCGUCCAAUGGUAGCAGCACCACUCAGCUCACAGUGCACUUUACUCAUGAGGAGGGCAGCAGCGAAGGAGUGUGGCGUUUAUUAUCAGAUGUGUAUCUGUGCGCUGUGCUCAUCUGUUCACUGGGAUUGCUCUCCAUCUUCCUGUUCACUCUGGUUCUCACAUGCCAGUGUUUUUACAAAAGACACAGACUCAAAGCAGCCAGUUACCUUCUUGUCAAGUGUCCAGAAAGCAGCUCAGGAGAAACCGUAACCAGCUCCAGCAGCACCUCCAGUUCCUCUCCCAGAGUGCAAAGGAAAGACACAAGACAUAAGACUGACAGACGAGUCAUCGUGCCACCACCUAAACUACCUGUAGCUCCACCACCGCACAUACCGGCCGAAGUGCCUGUUGCUGCAAAGAGACCUCGAAAGCCGAGAAGGUUAAAGACUCAGCCGAGGAGAUCUGCUGCACCCCGAGUAUCACAGGAGGACAGUCUGACAUAUGCAGAACUAGAGCUGGUGAGACCGAGGCCGGAGCCACAAGCCUCCUCCAGUCCUGACCCCGCACCCUCAAGCCCGGACACAGUGUACGCUCAGAUCCUCUUCCAGGAGAAACAGCUGUGAACGCAGCAGCUUGGUGCCUCAUAUGGCAAAGAUUCAGUUCUCAAAACUGAGCAAAGUGGCACCAAAAAGGACUAUAUUUAUGAACUAUCAGUACGGCAUUUAGCAUUUGUUUUUUUGGCUGUAAGUUACAGCUGUUGGUAAUGAGGCUUUUGUGUUUCCUCAGUGCUGUUCCAUUCCAGCGCAGCAGUUUUUUGGGUCUUAUAAUUCAGUUGUUUUUUUUGUUGGCAUUGCUGGCCUGUGAGCCAGAUGUUUAUAAGAAUGUUGUUACUGGUAACCAUUCUGUAUAAACUCAGGAGACUGUGGAAAGAAACCGUUGCCCAGGCUCUCUUUUACUGCCAUGUCAUAAGGCACUUGUGACACCAAGCCUUUUAACUGCAUUUACAAGUAUAGCACUAAUAAACAGAACUAAUAAACGUAUGCCUGGGAAAGAUUCA
This is a messenger RNA of Solea solea (common sole), 1829 nucleotides long. RefSeq names its product V-set and transmembrane domain containing 4a (gene vstm4a). The transcript is spliced from 8 exons. Bases 322 to 1395 code for a protein of 357 amino acids. The record is from RefSeq and is a predicted model, not a curated record. NCBI's taxonomy places the organism in Eukaryota, Metazoa, Chordata, Actinopteri, Pleuronectiformes, Soleidae.